Molecule: messenger RNA, 1868 nt
Organism: Puntigrus tetrazona (Sumatra barb)
Lineage: Eukaryota; Metazoa; Chordata; Actinopteri; Cypriniformes; Cyprinidae
Gene: fblim1
Product: filamin binding LIM protein 1
Exons: 9
Coding region: 288-1217 (309 amino acids)
Biological process (GO): cell-cell adhesion
Cellular component (GO): focal adhesion; stress fiber
Molecular function (GO): filamin binding
Source: RefSeq, a predicted model, not a curated record
UGUGUGUGUGUGUGUGUGUGUGUGUGUGUCAUACAUUUUACUGUGCUGUGUCAGUCAGUCAGUGUUUAACUCUUCACCUCUGCUGCUCUGAGAGAGAGAGAGAGAGAGACAGGAGGGCGAUCGAGGGAGGAAAAGGCGUGGCCUGCUGGAGAUACGAUUCUACAGCUCUCUCUCUCUCUCUCUCUCUCAGUCUGUCUGUCUGUCGCUCGCCCGUGUUUGAGGCUCUACAGAUCUUCAGGAACAAGGCGGCACUCAGAGCGAGAGUCCGGUCGGCGGAUCAGAGCGUCAUGGCGUCGGCGGCCCCUCAGAAGAGGAUGGUGUCGUCGGUCUUCAUCACUCUGGCGUCUCCGUUCAGAGCCACGCUCACGCCGACGGCUCACGUUCACAGCGCCCCCUGCAGACGAGACACACACACUCCGGACGUUACUGUGUUACUGAGGAAUAGUUCAGUGAUUGUUGAUGUGAUAUCAGUCCUGAGCAGCGCUCCUCCUGACCCUGAUGACCUCCCUCUGCUGACUCCUCCUCCUCAUGACCCCCAUGUCUCUGAGCCCAGACCGCAGGAGAGCUCAGCGGGGAAAGCUCAGCUUCGGUCGGCGCCCUCUGCUGGAAGAGACGUGAACGAACCUUCAUCUGAUGUGUGUGGAUUCUGUCGUAAGCCGGUGCCUCUGUCUGAACCUGCCAUCGAGGCUCUGAACCGAACGUACCACGCCGUGUGCUUCCAGUGCCGUCAGUGCCACGCUCCGCUGGCCGCCAAGAUCUACUACAACAGAUCUGGCAUCCCGCUGUGUGAGGCCUGCUACCAGGCCAGUCUGGAGCCGUGCUGGGCGUGCGGUGAUGUCAUCAAAGAUCAUGUGAUCCGAGCGCUGGAGCGAGCCUAUCACCCGCCCUGUUUCGUCUGCACCACGUGCCGGCAGCCAAUCGGAGAGCAGAGGUUUGCGCAGGGCGAAGUGGGCGAGGUUUACUGCCUUCAGGACUACUACAGGAAGUACGCUCCGCAGUGUCGUGCAUGUGGAGAACUGAUCAUCCCUCGGGAAGACGGGACCGACAGCUUCACGGUGGAGUGUUUGGGUCACUCGUACCACGAGGACUGCUACCGCUGUGAGGUGUGUGCUGUGCUUCUGUCUCCGGAGCCGAACGAGAGCGGCUGUCAUCCUCUGGACGGACAGGUGUUGUGUAAAGCGUGUCACGUGUCUCUGACGCAGAACGCCCAGCGCUAAUCACGCUCACACUGAUGAGGAUGAGGACUGCACUGGACACUGCAGCAUUGGGACCAUUACUACUUUCUCUUUAUCAUUCCACUGAUUAUAUAUCCAUGUAUUCAACAUAUCAGCUCUAAAGUGCUCUUCUUUCUCGCAACAUGCACCAAAGAUAUUUAUUCAAAAGCAUAAGAGAAUCACACUCGUAUCCCACGCAAAUAAACUACUAAUAUAUAUAUAUAUAUAUAUAUACACACACACACGUCAUCUUGAGAACGCUGUCACUGUCGUAUUCAUCGUCUUAAACUGAUAUCACAUAUCCAGUGCUGGGGAGAAACAUACAACUAUGCCAUCUUUUACAGUUACUGAGACAAAAUGUGUUUUUACAAUACAGUCAUUGAAUGCAAAGUGGUUAUAAAUGAAUAUUUUCAUACACACACACAGAUCUGAUUGAUUUCUUCAUAAAUUGCACUGACCCUAAAACAAGAGACGGCUAUAUUUCAGGAGUUUUGCACACGUGCUUAUUCCAUAUCUGUUUCAUUUCCUACUUGAUUUUAUGUAUGUGAUCAUUUUUUUUAGGAUGAACUGUUUUUCCAAGCAUUGUUAGAUGCCAGUGUUUCCAUUUUAAAAACAGUAACAAGCUAUUAAACUGUAUCCUGUUAUGAUUUUAAA